Molecule: messenger RNA, 3591 nt
Organism: Frankliniella occidentalis (western flower thrips)
Lineage: Eukaryota; Metazoa; Arthropoda; Insecta; Thysanoptera; Thripidae
Product: ubiquitin carboxyl-terminal hydrolase 2-like
Exons: 4
Coding region: 492-2087 (531 amino acids)
Biological process (GO): protein deubiquitination
Molecular function (GO): cysteine-type deubiquitinase activity; zinc ion binding
Source: RefSeq, a predicted model, not a curated record
UGAGGACCUACAGGGGGUCCUCAUAUUUCUGUUUUUCAGUUGCUACAUAUUGCUGAAUUAUCCAAUACCUAAAAAUAUCCCUAUAAAAGUUAAUUGCCAUUUGAUACUGUGUCUAGGUUCAAGGAGUCAAGUGCCAACAUCCAACUAUUGACUUAGACGCUGAGGAUCCAGUACUGUCUCAAAGUGAGAUAGAUGGGGGUGUUCUUGAUUUGGAUCGAAUUAAUGACUACAAGAUUGAGGCAUUGCAACACUGGCUCCGGAUCAGAAGGCUGAAACUAAAAGGGUCAAAGGAAGAUCUUGUAAACAGGAUUUUAAAUUGUGUUAAAGAGGGAAAUGAAAAUAGGAUUUUCCCAGGAUGGGAUGGUGGCAAGCUGCACGAGCAAAAGCGCAGAAAAGUACAAGCUUCUAAGCCAGCUGAUUCUCUGCAUGUGCCGCCAUUACCAUUUGGACUAAAUGUUUGGAAAACAUUUCCCGGUUCCCACAUUCCAGACAUGUUAAAUGAAAAUAAAUUAACGGAUUACUUCAGCAAUAUACCAAAAGUAACUUUGAGUAAGCAUAAGGGCGUUUUAAUGGAGCUAGAGAAAUCUGAGUCUGAGAAUUUGGACAGUGAUGAUGAUGAUGAUGACCUCAGUAGUGAAUGUCCAGAUAAAAAACCAACUUUCUACGAACUUUGCAAAAGAGCUCUGGUGAUGUGUAUAAGUAGGGGAAGAAAAUAUCUACGUUCUGGACGAGUGUUGACUGUGACGGACGCAAAACAGGGAAAACACUACUUCCUGAAGUCGCAGGUACAUGCAUCAUUUCGAGGAGAGCUGCAUUUUGUUACAGCGACAGUUUGCUGUCAGACAGGAGAUAUAUGUGACGCCUCGUGCACUUGCAAAGCUUCAGCUCUGAGACGCUGUGGUCACAUAGCAGCUGUCCUCCUCCUCGUGGCAAAACAUGUGGAAAUACAUGGAAAUGAAGCUAUCACUGCCACAGGUAGGCCUUGCUGGUGGCUGAAAAAAGCACCAUGUAAGAAUCCAGAUUUCAUAAAAUUGCAGGCAAAAUAUAGAGGAAAUCCAAAAUAUUUUGAAAGGAGAGCAACGUUUGAUCCGAGACCAACUAAAUACCAACACAGCGAAAUAUCUGAAGAAAAACUUUCUACUUUUAAAAAUCAAUUGAAGGAAAAACUACCAAAUUGCCUGUGGCUAUAUCACUUGGUUGAUGAGCAGGUCAAUGAGAAUGAGGUGGAAAAUGAUGAAGAAGAAGAGCUGAAUUCAAUUAUGGAUAAGUUAGACUCUGUAAGUGAAAAAUGUUCCCGAAGAAUUUGGGAAAUGAAUAUGAUCAAAAAAGAUUUGAAUGGGCCAUUUGAACUACCUGACACCAGAGGGCAAGCCAACAACCCCAACUGGAGGAAAGUUCGUUCUUGGCACGUCUCAGCAUCAGCUUCAAAAACACUUCUCGGACUUAGCAAGGACUCAUCUAAGAUAAGAUUUUUCAGGAAGUAUGUUUGGGGCCUCGACUUAUUCCUGAAUGCGAACAUGAUCUAUGGUAUUCAGCAUGAGGACAUUGCAAGGCAAAAGUAUAUUGAGGUCGUUGGUAAUGGAGUGACGGUAAUGGAAGUUGGUGCCUUCUCCAAUGCCAAAUACCCUGCAUUGUCCUGCAGCCCAGACGGACUAGUCACAAUACCCUUCGUGGAGCAAGUAUUACUUGAAAUAAAAGUUAUAGCAAAUCCAGCUGUAGACCCCGAGCACUUUGAAAACUAUCUUACUAAAGAGCAACAAUCAGCAUUCUACCUGAGACGAAAUGCUCAAGGAAAGCUCGAAUUAAAAGAGAGCCAUGCUUACUAUUCCCAAAUCCAGCAUUCCUUGGAUGUCAUGGAAAUAGAGGUGGCACACCUUUUUGUUUGGUCAGAGAGUGGCCAUGCUUUAGUAAGGGUAACCAGGAACUUAGGGUAUUUCUAUGAACGAAGGCUCAGGAUUAUUGCUCUCCACAGAAGCAUGCUAUUGCCGGAACAUUUCUUGCAACGCACACUUCAUCAUCUACCACCAAUUGAGCUCAAUUACAGGCCGUUUCAUGAGGAUGAGAAUGAUGAUUUCUUCAUGACAUGAAAUUGAUAUGUUUAUGUUUUUUCAAACUUUUUGUUUUGUUUAGUUGGAGAUUUUAAUUUUUCAUCUGUGCCAUUUUUUAAUUUUUUGUUGUUGUUUUUAAACUAUAUCUUUCUGACGCAGUCACUAAUAGUUGCCUAAGAUUUGUUGUUAAAAUGUGAAUACAGUACUUUACCUGUGUGUGAGGCUCUAGUCUACGGCGGGCUACCUUUCGUUUAGGCUCAGGAAAUUUCUUUGAUUCCAUUUGGUCUUUGACCACCUAAGAAAGAAAUUAUCUAUUUUUACAAUCUUUCCUAUAAUUGGAAAUUUGCAUGUUUUAUAGCAUACUACUUACAGUGAUUAUGCUGUGUUCACUUUUACUCAUAUUUACUUGUGAUUCUUCUGAAAAAAAUACUUGGCUUUCUUCUACCUGAGAAAAGAAAAUUAAGUGUUUACAAUCUUACUUUUUAUAGAAAAUUUUGCAAGUUUUUAUUAUAAUAUACUGACAUUGCUUAUGCUGUGAAAAUUUGAACUUGUUGAGAGGCUGUUGUUUUCAUCUUGUAUUUCCUGAGAAUAAGAAUAGUUUUCAAAUUAAAAUCCUUCAUUGAAUGGAUGUGUCAUUAUUAAAGAAAUUUUGUAAGGUUCACAGCUCUUACAAGGCAUGUACUGUUCACUACAGCAUCUGACAUGAACACAUUGUCAACAUUAGAAACAUCUUGAGGGGACCAAGCAAAGGAAAUUCGGUCAGUAUUUUUUAGUGGCAUCGCCAAUUCUGAUUCAGCAUCUGAAGUACAUUCCAUGUUCUCUGUGGUACUGAACAUUGGCCUCUUCCUGGGACUCGGUGUAUUUGCAGCGUCAACUUUAUUUUCAUUCAUAUCGGGAGAAUCAUCCACCAAAAAAAUCGGGUGUAGUUGAAGCGAAGUGGCUUCUGUGUUAUCUAAAAUUGAGCAAAGAUUUAAAAUUAGUACGUUCUCUACAAAAGUAUCUUUUGAAAAACUCAUACAUGGUAUUUGCCUUGUUCAUCUUACUUUCAACAUAUUUGAUCAUGUCAUGUUCAAGAUCAACAGACACAUCAACAUAAAACUCUUCGUCGUUGUCUUCAAAGACCUGCGCCGAUACUAACACAAUUAAACAUCUUUUCAUCAAUGCGUAACUCAAACAUAAUUCCUCAAACUUACGUUAGGGAUGUCAUUAGUUCCAUCAAAGUGACAAGAACACAUAUAAAAUUGGCUGGGUAUUUUCGAUGGAGUUUUUUGAAUACCACAGACUUCCAACCAGAUAAUGCAUUUCUCCCUAGAAAUUGGAAACUUUUUCAUACGACAAUGAUUGGUUUUGGAGGUGUGAUGGGAAUUAGGAACUUUGCAAACUCGCAUUGUAACUUGGCACGAAAACCUGAAAUUGUUGUGGAAAACAGUGUAAGAAACACAUCCUAACCGUUCUUUACGCCACAAAACAGCACUUAAUUACCUUGAAAACCGCUUUUAUAAUUGUGAAAUCACGUAAAAGUGAUAUAUUUUGCCCGUCGGCA